CUCCCCCUCUCUCCCUCUGAAUAUCCUGAAUCCUGAGUCCCUGACUUACAUUCUUAGAAAAAGAAGAAAUAAUAAUGGGGGAAUCGGCCAUGACUCCUCAGAUCAAGAUACUUCUUCUCUUCUUUCUUGUUCUCUUCAUUCUCUCACCUUCAUCUAGAGUGGAAGGCUUCAAGGAUGGUAUGAAGAAGGUCACACACCCCAUUGAUGAGGCUAUGAUCAUCAAACUGAUGAAAUCAAGGAAGCUUAUGGAAGUUACAAUAAUGGAUUAUGACGAUGCAGGACCAAAUCCAAAGCACGAUCCAAGGAAAGGGAAGCCCGGAGGUGGUGGGGCCAAGAACCCAUGAUUUACCCAUCCUCUCUCAUCCAUUACCCUAGAUCUACCUACUUUUUGGUUGCAAUAAGAAUGGAGAAAUAUCAGUUCUCUCUCUCUUUCUAUCUCUCUUAGUUUACCUCUGUUAUUUUGAGGUGACAGAGCAUAAUGUAUGAGUUUUUUUGAUAAUAUAGAUGGGGGAUUCAGUGUGAAGUCCUGUUGUAUUAAUGAUAGUUAAAUCAAUACAACAAACAUUAUGUUAGUACUAUUAGUA
This is a messenger RNA of Macadamia integrifolia, 584 nucleotides long. RefSeq lists its product as uncharacterized. The transcript is spliced from 3 exons. The record is from RefSeq and is a predicted model, not a curated record. Bases 75 to 344 code for a protein of 89 amino acids. NCBI's taxonomy places the organism in Eukaryota, Viridiplantae, Streptophyta, Magnoliopsida, Proteales, Proteaceae.